AUGCAUCAGCAGUCGUUGCCUACGAGUGCACAUUUCGUAUGCAAGAUGCACUAUGCCUACUGCAUUUUCUAUUCACGGUGCACGCUGACUACACGGAGAUCAUUACAAAUACGCAUUCGUGAUGCUGCUUUGCCAAGAAAGAUACGCUAGUACAUCCACUCCAAGGAGAAACCGUUCAAGUGCGGCGACUGCGGCAAGGGCUUCUGCCAGUCGCGGACGCUAGCCGUGCACCGGAUCCUGCACAUGGGACGAGUCCCGCACAAGUUGGCCGGGGUGUGCGGCGCGGCUCCUUCAACCAGCGCUCCACCUCAAGACGCACCUGCUCACGCACAAGUAGAACGCGACCACAAAGCGUAG
Gryllus bimaculatus (two-spotted cricket) is the source of this 357-nucleotide messenger RNA. The record is from the annotation of a GenBank genome assembly. NCBI's taxonomy places the organism in Eukaryota, Metazoa, Arthropoda, Insecta, Orthoptera, Gryllidae.